CGUAAAGGAGAUUACUGAAGGCUGAAGCACUCGAGUGUCGACUAUGAACUCUUAAAUUCCGAAGCCAUCUAUUCUACGUCUCUCCCUGCAAUUCACAAUAACUGAAAUAUUACCAGUUUCCUUCCCCUGGAUCUACUAGUGGAGUUGAAGAUUCAGCCAUGGAUUUCAUGAAGGUCCUAGAUCAAACCGUCCGGGAAAUAAAGAGGGAGGUGAACAUGAAAGUCCUAAAAGUUCCUGAGAUCGAACAGAAGGUUCUAGAUGCAACAAGCAAUGAGCCUUGGGGUCCUCAUGGAUCUGACCUGGCAGAGAUAGCACAUGCCACCAAAAAAUUCACUGAAUGCCAAAUGGUUAUGAAUGUGUUGUGGACAAGGUUAACUGAUACUGGUCGAAAUUGGCGUCAUGUCUACAAGGCAUUGGCAGUUAUAGAGUAUUUGGUGUCUCAUGGAUCUGAGCGUGCUGUUGAUGACAUAAUUGAGCAUACCUUUCAAAUCUCAUCUCUGUCAGGUUUUGAAUAUGUUGAGCCUAAUGGCAAGGAUAUGGGAAUUAAUGUAAGAAAGAAGGCUGAAAGUAUUGUGGUCCUGUUGAAUAACAAGGAUAAAAUACAAGAAGUUAGAAAUAAAGCUGCUGCAAAUCGUGAUAAGUACAUUGGGCUUUCAUCAUCUGGAAUGACAUAUAAAUCAAGUGCAACCUCAUAUAGUAGCAGCAGUUUCCAGUAUAAUGACCGGUAUGGAGGCCUAAGUGGCAGAAAAGAAGGGGAAAUGUUCAAGGACAGUUAUAAAGACAGAGGUCGGCUUGGAGAAGAAGAGUUUGACAAUGAUAGUCGUGAUAAGCCACAUAGAGGCACCACUACAGAGGACGAUGGGAACAACUUUAGGAAGGGAUCUACAAAUUAUGGCAGGGACAGAGUUGCUUCAUCGUCCAGUACUCCAAGCUCGGGUUAUGAUGCUCUCCACUCCGAAAGCUUAAAUGCACCUUUGAGUAAUACCGAUGAUGAUUUUGAUGAUUUUGAUCCCCGGGGGACCUCUACCACUGGGUCAGCUGCUGCAAGUGUUAAGCAGGUGGAUUUGUUUGGUGACAGUUUAAUUGACCUCACAGAUGCACCAACUCCUAUUCCAACAGAAGCAAGUACUGUUAAUAGCAGUAACACAGAAGAUGUUGAUCUGUUUGCAGAUGCAACUUUCGUGUCUACAUCACCUCAUGUAGAAGCAGGGGUGGUCCCUCAAAAACAGGCCAGUGUUGAUCUGUUUGCUUCUCAGACUUCUUUCUCUUCAUUUCCUUCAACAAUAGACUUUUUUGCUGCUCCUAGUCCAGCCCCACAAACAGAAAGCAAAACUCCCGAACCGGAACCAAUGAAUUCCAACUCUAUUGAUCCAUUUGCUGCAAUGCCCCUUAACAAUUUUGAUGGAUCUGAUCUCUUUGGUGCAUUUACUUCUCAUACUGGCCAAGAAUCUACUGGAUCAACAGUAAAUCCCGCCAAUGAUGGAAAACUUGACAAUCUGACCCAAAAGCCACCAGAAGAAUCCAAACCUGUACCCAAGAAGGAUACUUUUCAGGUCAAAUCUGGAAUUUGGGCAGAUUCAUUGAGUCGUGGACUGAUUGACCUGAAUAUUUCUGCUCCCAAGAAAGUAUCUCUAGUGGAUGUUGGAAUUGUAGGAGGCCUCAGUGAUGGGUCUGACGAGAAGGAAAAGGGACCACCAACUUCAGCUUUCAUGGGAAAAGCCAUGGGGGUAGGGUCAGGUCUUGGUAGAUCUGGAUUUACCCCUUCAACUGGAAUGGCUGAAAAUGACUCAUUUUCGUCCCUCAGACAACAACAACAGUUUGGUAGCUUCAAAUGAUGAUUUUUCUGUUUUCCUCUUUUGAUAUUCUUCAACCCUUUCACAGCAGAAGUUGAAGAAUGGGUGUCUUGGUGUGCUUCAUCUAUUCUAUGCAUUAACAAUAUUUGGUUUGAUAAUUGCAUGUUGUUAACUCUAUGAUGGCAUUAGCCAGGCCUUUUUUCAUUAUGUCUGUAGGCAUUCCAGAAUAUAAUUCCUUUAAAGAUAUGUGACUUAAUCAAUACGGAGGAUCUUUCCAUUGUUAGAUUGUGGUUGUAGCAGUUCUGUCUUACCCCAAUUGGAAGUUCUAUACAGCUGGGUCAAGCAAAUCCAUCGAAAUCUGGCCAAGAAAAUUUCAGCAAGAGCAAGCAGGGAAAUGUUUACUACUAGGAGCUGGCGAGUGAUAAUUAACGAGUUAGAAGUAUUCUCCCUGCUCGCAAAUGAAAGAGUUCGCAUUGGUUCAGGAUUAUGAAGUUGUCAGCUUAGAAACUAGAGUGUUUGUGUUCCUUGGAGAUUCUUAAUGAAAGAGUGAUUCUUUUGCAUAUC
Molecule: messenger RNA, 2357 nt
Organism: Nelumbo nucifera (sacred lotus)
Lineage: Eukaryota; Viridiplantae; Streptophyta; Magnoliopsida; Proteales; Nelumbonaceae
Product: clathrin interactor EPSIN 1-like
Biological process (GO): endocytosis
Cellular component (GO): plasma membrane; clathrin vesicle coat; endosome
Molecular function (GO): clathrin binding; phospholipid binding
Source: RefSeq, a predicted model, not a curated record